AUGGGCGGCCCGGCGGCGCGGAGGGGCGCCGGGGGGCUCCGCGCGCUGCUCCUGGCGCUGGUGGCCGCGGCGACCCCCGCGGGCGCCUACAACCUGGACCCGCAGCGGCCCGUGCGCUUCCAGGGCCCUGACGGCUCCUUCUUCGGCUACGCGGUGCUGGAGCAUUUCCACGACAACACGCGCUGGGUCCUUGUGGGCGCACCAAAGGCGGAUUCAAAGUACAGCACUUCGGUGAAAUCCCCUGGGGCUGUGUUCAAGUGCCGUGUCCACACCAACCCAGAUCGGAGAUGCACCGAACUGGACAUGGCUCGAGGGAAGAAUCGGGGCACAUCCUGUGGAAAGACCUGCCGGGAAGACCGGGAUGAUGAGUGGAUGGGGGUGAGCCUGGCUAGGCAGCCCAAGGCUGAUGGCAAUGUGCUGGCCUGCGCCCAUCGCUGGAAGAACAUCUACUAUGAAACAGACCACAUCCUGCCGCACGGCUUCUGCUACGUCAUCCCGUCCAACCUCCAGGCCAAAGGCAGGACGCUGAUCCCUUGUUAUGAAGAGUAUAAGAAGAAGUACGGGGAGGAACAUGGCUCCUGUCAGGCUGGGAUCGCAGGCUUCUUCACCGAGGAGCUGGUAGUCAUGGGCGCCCCAGGGUCAUUUUAUUGGGCCGGGACGGUCAAAGUGCUGAACCUUACGGACAACACCUAUUUCAAACUGAACGAUGAAGCGAUCGUGAACAGGCGGUACACAUACCUGGGCUAUGCAGUGACUGCCGGCCACUUCUCUCACCCGUCCACCACCGAUGUGGUAGGGGGUGCUCCACAGGAUGAAGGCAUCGGAAAGGUUUAUAUUUUUAGAGCUGACCGACGAUCAGGCACCUUAAUUAAGAUUUUUCAGGCAUCAGGUAAAAAGAUGGGCUCUUACUUCGGCUCCUCCUUAUGUGCAGUUGACCUGAAUGCGGACGGCCUCUCUGACCUGCUGGUGGGUGCCCCCAUGUUUUCUGAGAUCAGGGACGAGGGGCAGGUCACCACCUACAUCAACAGAGGAAACGGAGCCCUCGAGGAGCAGGUGGCCCUGACCGGGGACAGCGCCUACAAUGCUCACUUUGGGGAAAGCAUUGCCAGCCUGGGCGACCUUGACGACGACGGGUUCCCAGAUGUGGCCAUUGGCGCACCCAAGGAAGAUGACUUCGCGGGGGCAGUCUAUAUCUAUCAUGGCGAUGCCGGUGGGAUAGUCCCUCAGUACUCAAUGAAACUGUCUGGGCAGAAGAUAAACCCGGUACUGCGGAUGUUUGGUCAGUCCAUAUCAGGAGGCAUUGAUAUGGAUGGAAAUGGCUAUCCCGAUGUAACCGUUGGAGCCUUCAUGUCCGACAGCGUGGUCCUUCUAAGGGCAAGACCCGUCAUUACGGUGGACGUCUCCAUCCUCCUCCCAGGCUCCAUCAACAUCACGGCACCUCAGUGUCAUGACGGACAGCAGCCUGUCAACUGCCUGAAUGUCACCGCCUGCUUUAGCUUCCACGGCAAGCACGUGCCAGGAGAGAUCGGCCUGAAUUAUGUUCUGACGGCGGAUGUGUCCAAAAAGGAGAAGGGCCAGCUGCCCAGGGUCUACUUUGUGUUGCUGGGAGAGACCAUGGGUCAGAUCACAGAGAAGCUGCAGCUGGCCCACAGGGAGGAGACGUGCCAUCACUACUUGGCCCAUGUGAAGCGGAGAGUCCAGGACGUCAUCAAUCCAAUUGUGUUCGAAGCAGCCUACAGCCUCGGCGAGCAUGUGACUGGAGGGGAGGAGAAAGAGCUGCCAGCCCUGACACCAGUGCUUCGCUGGAAGAAGGGACAGAAGAUCGCCCAGAAGAAUCAGACCGUUUUUGAAAGGAAUUGCCGUUCCGAGGACUGUGCUGCGGACCUGCAGCUUCGGGGUAGACUGUUGCUCUCCAGCGUUGAUGAAAAAACCUCGUAUCUGGCUUUGGGGGCCGUGAAGAAUAUCUCCUUAAACAUCUCCAUAUCCAACCUUGGGGACGAUGCCUAUGAUGCCAAUGUGUCCUUCAAUGUUUCCCGGGAGCUGUUCUUCAUCAACAUGUGGCAGAAGGAGGAGAUGGGCAUUUCCUGUGAGCUGCUGGAACCGGACUUCCUCAAGUGCAGUGUGGGAUUUCCUUUCAUGAGGUCGAAGUCAAAGUAUGAAUUCAGCGUGAUCUUUGAUACAAGCCACCUGUCUGGAGAAGAGGAUGUCCUUACAUUCAUCGUUACUGCUCAGAGUGGCAACGUGGAGCGCUCCGAGUCUCUGCACGACAACGCCCUCUCGCUGACGGUGCCGCUUAUGCACGAAGUGGACACGUCCAUCACGGGACUUAUGUCUCCAACCUCGUUUGUAUAUGGCGAGUCUGUGGACACAUCCAGCUUCGUCCAGCUAGAUGACCUGGAGUGUCGUUUCCAGCGCCUCAACGUCACCCUUCAGGUCUACAACGCUGGGCCGAGCACCCUCCCUGGGUCAUCUGUCAGCAUCUCCUUCCCCAGUCGACUGUCCUCCGGGGGUGCGGAGAUGCUUCACAUCCAGGAGAUGAUGGUGGGCCAAGAAAAGGGAAACUGCUCUUUCCAGAAAAAUCCAACCCCAUGCAUCAUCCCUCAAGAACAAGAAAAUAUCUUCCACACAAUAUUUGCCUUUUUCACAAAGUCUGGAAGAAAAGUCUUGGACUGCGAAAAACCAGGAAUAUCUUGCCUAACAGUGCACUGUAACCUUAGCACUCUCGCUAAAGAAGAAAGUCGUACGAUCGACGUUUACAUGCUGCUGAACACAGAAAUACUGAAAAGGGACAGUUCCUCUGUCAUCCAGUUUAUGACUCGAGCCAAGGUGAAGGUGGACCCUGCCCUCAGGGUGGUGGAAAUAGCCGAUGGGAACCCAGAGGAGAUGACGGUGGUCUUUGAGGCCUUGCACAACCUGGAGCCACGUGGCUACGUCGUGGGCUGGAUCAUUGCCAUUAGCCUGCUGGUAGGAAUCCUUAUCUUCCUGCUGCUGGCUGUCCUGCUCUGGAAGAUGGGCUUCUUUCGCCGAAGGUACAAAGAAAUUAUCGAAGCUGAGAAGAACCGGAAAGAGAACGAAGACAGUUGGGACUGGGUCCAGAAAAGCCAGUGACCUGCCACGCCAGCCACAUGACCCAAUGGUUCACUUGUCGUCCUGAUCUUUGUAUCUUCCAUAUUUGGAAGAAAGAUUCUCCUCCAGAUUUCCGGAGGCCCCACUGAUGCUGUUCUCGUCCUCAUUACAUCAAGCCCGGUGCCGCCCGAGGCAGCCACUUUGCCCAGGUCCCACGGCCAGAGCCACCACCACUUCCUCUCAAAGGAGAACUCUGAACUUUGGAAAGCAAGCUACAAAGCUGAGCAAUAUUUAUGGAUGCAACACGCGUGGCCAACCCUCAGGGGAAAACUGUUACCUAAAGUAUUUUUAUAAAUAUAAGCCUUUUAUACUGAUUAUGUCUUUAUAUUUGUAUCGAUGAUUUAUUAUUUCUAUUAAAUAGUUAUAUAAUUCACUCAAGCACUGAUACCUGGCCUGAAAUCUUGGAAAUGUAUGGCACAUGCUUACAAAUUUUAAAGGAUUAAAAACUUUCUUGUACUUUGGAACUUGCUGUUGAAAAGACUUGCAGAUAAAUUAAGGUGUAGAAACUUCAUGUAAUGAGCCCACCAAGCUGCCAGUGCUGCAUAUAAACUGUGGAUGUGGCAAGACCCCUAGGACAGCCCAUGUCUUUGCUGCCUGAAGUCAAGUUUGUUGAAGUCUUGGGCUAACGAGCUCUAAGCGGUUUUUUCACAUGUACCUUGCAUUGGAAAUUUCCCAGCAGGAGUUUGGAUGGAAAAACCUGACUCCUAGCAGUACAUCUGCUCUGUGUCACCGUUACAUGGCAGACGUCUCAGCCUCCUUCCACUCCGAGUCACAGAUGAAAGCUUGGAGCAGUACCAGCUGGUCAUCUGGUAACCCUCAGAACGGCAUUUCUCUCCUGAAUGUCAUGCUUCAGACUCCACACACCGCAAGGACUAAGUCGGUGCCAGCCAAGCAAAGACUUGUGUUUGAAUGCUGUCAGGCAUUGCCUUUUCAUGGUUAUUUGAGGAGGUGGUUGUUGUUGUGUGCCGUGGAGUGGAUUUCUACUCAUGGUGACCCUGUGCGACAGAACACAACUGCCCCGUAGGGUUUCCUGGGCUGUAACCUUUACAGGAGCGGAUCGCCAGGCUUUUUCUCCUGCGGAGCCACUGGGUGGAUUCAAACCUUUCGGUUAGCAGCCUAACGCGUAACCAUCUGCACCACCAGGGCUCCUUAACCUGAGGUUGGAGGUCACCAUUUCCCCAGUGAGUCCUGCGCUCCCGGCUGAUGGUAAUCACAGAUUCCUUCCCAGAGGUGACCAUUCAACCUUAUUUAAAAAACAAAAAGUGUCUGAGGUGGGGUUCCCAGGAAGCAGACCCUGAGACAAAGGUUUGUGUGCAAUUGAUAUUUAGGAAGUGUUUCCAGGGAUACCAGUAAGGGAGAAGGGGAACAGAACAGGCGAGGAGGGAGGAAGCCAGGCGAGGUGCAAUCUCAGGGAAGUCCUGCCGAGGGUGGUUUCAGCCUGAUCCCACAGGAACUCUGGGAUGUAAGUUAUGUCUCAGAGUUGUGCCAACCUGAGAAAAGUGGGCUGGGCUUUCAUAUUUCUGCACUUGGGGCGAUGUGAACUUUCUGCUCUUAGUUCCUGCUGAUAAAAACAGCUCCAGCAUCCCAGGGCAGUCCUCUAAAGGAGAGUCGCAGGUGACCCCCAACCUGGGGGGGCACACAGAAAUGAUACAGAGUGGUCCCAGGGGGUCUGUGCAGAGCACUGACGUCUCCCCGAAGCCCCUGCACAGGUGGAUGCUGAGUUACGACUUUCAGUAUCCAAGCCCUCUGUUUGUCAGUGGUUAUUGUCAGACUCAUUGGGCUGCCCAGUUUUGAGUGCACGGUGAUUUUCUAGAAGGGGAGUGAAGCGGUGGAUGUGGCAUGCCCAGCACUGUACCCGGCCCAUGGUGAACACUCAGUAACUAUCAGCAGCUCCAGCUGCUGUGGCCAUGGCUGGAUGACCAUCUAUAAGAGAGAAAGCAUGAAAGAGCAGUUAUGGCUCGUUACAGGAAUGAAACAGGAACCAAGACCACGGGUUAUUCUUACAGGGCCUUAUUUAGCAGAUACUAACCUGACGGGGAUCUGUGAACAUUGUAGGAAGACUCAGAACUCAGCUUCAGGGAAGACAGGUUUUCUCUCUGUAUCUUUGGCUAAUGCUGGCAAAAUUUUGAGGGUACUGGGCAGGUGCAGACCUGGCAUGGAGUAUUGUGUGACUUUGAGUUUCUUAUUAUGAGGCAGUUGGCUUUGAUGCAAGGAAGAUCACAAGGGCAUCACGCUUCCCUCCGAGGUGAAUGUGGGAACAGACAACAAAAGCCAGAGGAGCAAUGGCACGAACCAGGCUGAGCUUAGAAGGCAGUCAGGAUGUUGCCUCUUACUAGGGGUGGAGACACUGAGGUUACUCCAAGAGAGUCGGGCAAAGAAAGCAAUUCUCAUUCAGAUUUCACUCCUGAGUUUUAUCAAAAGCAGUAAGAAAAGUGGUUUGGGGUGGGUUUUAGUCACUCGUUUAACAAAUAUUGAGGGGUCCCCUGUGCUGGGUGCUAGAAGUUCCCAAUGCAGGCACAUUUGCAUUGGGGUGUCAAACAGAAAACUGUUGCCAUGGAGUCAAUUCAGACCCUUGGCAAAGCCGUGUGUUUCAGAGUAGAACUGCGCUCCAUGGGGUUUUCAGUGGCCUUAAUCUUUCAGAAUUAAAUCAGCAAACCCUCCUGCCUGGGGAUUCCUUCGUGACACCCGCUUUGCAGCUCUCCUUCGAUGGCCUUUUGUUUGUCACAUCAUGUUUUCCUUUAUUAAAUCAUUAGGGUCCUUCAGCAGCAGGCCCAGGGCAGCGCCAUCAGCAGCCUUGAUACGUGCACUUCCAGCCACUGCCCAGCCUCCCCAGGGAGUGCACGCACUUUGGAGACAGUGUAGAAAGGGGACUGGCAGGCACACAAGAGGGGAAAGCCUGUGUCAGGAAGGGUGAUGGGCUCCUGUGGGCAGUCUCAGGCUGGGGUCCGUUUGCUUCUGCUUGCUCCUGAAUGAUAGACCCACAGGGUAUUCAUGUACCCGUGCUAUUUCAUAAGGCAGUGUUUAAGAAAGCCCUGCUUGGCACUACCUGGAACAAAUGCAGGUGGCCACCCUAGGAACCUGUUUUGGAAAGAUGGUGCCUCUGCUUGUCUAAUUAUACUGAGUAGCAAGUGGGGCUACAGGAACCUGGGAGUUAACUGUUCAGCACAGGGAUGGAGAAAGGAAAGUUGAGGAUAUAGCUGGAGCUCUCUCAGCUUGGGCAGGUUCACCAGCUUCAUCCCAGUUCAGACACCCUCAGUAGGCUCUCCAGGGAAGCAGACAGGCAGUGUCAUGGGUUGGGAUGUCACCCCUCCAGAAUAUUCCUGUAAAAUUCCCAGGGUAUUCCAAUUUCCAUCCUUCCUGCUCCCGUGGGUUCACGGUGGGAUCCCGUGAGAUAUUCCCCUGGGCAGCGUUGUUGCAGUCUGUUUCAGCUUUCACUUGCGUGUUCAGCAAGGUUUUAACCAGCUGUCCAGAGAGUCAAGAUGCUUUUUAAAUAUGAAAAGGCCUUUGUAGAAAUGGAAUAAAAUAAUGCCCUUAAAAAAAAAAAAAAAAAGAUCCCCUCAUGCUCAAUUUUACAUGGGACUCAAGAGAGUUUGGGAUAUCCACAAAGUGAGGCCUGGACCCUUCACCAAGAAGACGCCUUGAAGUUUUAGGAACGGGGGCCCUGGGAGGAGUGGGUUGGGUCCAUUUGUUUUCGUGUGGUGACAGGCACACAUCCUGAAUCGCUGCUGAAGUCACUGAAGGCUUCGUCAGGCAGUUCUUGAGGAAACUGUCAGCAUCACCAGGGAUAUUCUGAAGCUUGGUGGCCUUUGUGGAACAACCCAAUAGGAUGUCCUUCUUUACCAAAUCCUGUGUGCCCUACAGUCCUUGAGCCAAAGGCCAGGAGGUUAAAAAACAAAAUAUCACCACCGCUCCUGGGAACAUCUGAGUCCUGUCCUCAAUAUGAAGGAAGAGCAGACCUCCCAGAUGUCUCUUGUGCUGCGGGCUACCUGUUGAUCCUAGUGCGGUGAUUUUUUUUUAAGGUUAUUCUACUACUUUUACUUUUGGGUGCAGCGUUAUGGCCAGGUGAAUUACAUGAACUAGAUGAAGAGUAAAAAAGGCCGCAGGUGAAGUGUUACAGCUGGCUUAAACUCUUCCCAAAACUCAGAGGUGCUAUAGAUGAUUUUUAUUUGGGGGAAAUGGCCCUUAGCAGAGGAGAGGCAGAAAACAAGUGUCUUUUCAGAAAUGCUCCAAGUAUGCAGGGUAUUGGACAGUGUUUUCUUUUGAUAUGUAGGGUAAUAAUAUUUACAGGAAAAUAUUUUCCAAAAGGAAGAAUGGCUGAAGGGAGGACGCAGAGCCAGUUGGGCCAAAAUGAUCUUCCAAGAAUGUCUUCCGGUUUUCAGCACGCGAGGGAAUGAUGAUCAAGUUUUUCGCAUGGUGCAGUGCUUUGUAGCACAGCGAUCUAGAUUUCAGACUUUGUUAAGAUUUUCAAAAACCGAAUGUGCAUGGUGUGGCUGGCAGGGUGAGUGUGAAAGCUUUGAGAGUGAUUGAUUGCAUGGUGGGGCACCCACGCUGUUUUCACUUGCUGGAUUUUACUGACGCAUCCAUGUACCUGUCCCGUGAGGAACUUCGGUGGGAAGAAUGUUCUUUCUCACAACUUCACGUGUAUUAGAGUCUAUGGGGUCACUUCUAGUUCACUUGCACUGUUUGGGAAAUGCCAGGUUUACAAAAUUACAUGUUUGGAAUUAAAAAAAUGGCUGCAAAUGAUUCAGGAGUCUGGUCUGUCAUUUCAUUGCUAACGAAGACUUUGAAUCCUUUCAGGAGGCUUGAGUU
This is a messenger RNA of Loxodonta africana (African savanna elephant), 7935 nucleotides long. It is a transcript of the gene ITGA9, whose product is annotated as integrin subunit alpha 9. Gene Ontology annotation, biological process: cell-cell adhesion; cell-matrix adhesion; integrin-mediated signaling pathway. The record is from RefSeq and is a predicted model, not a curated record. Gene Ontology annotation, cellular component: external side of plasma membrane; integrin complex. Gene Ontology annotation, molecular function: integrin binding. The coding region runs from base 1 to 3108 and encodes 1035 amino acids. Lineage: Eukaryota; Metazoa; Chordata; Mammalia; Proboscidea; Elephantidae. The transcript is spliced from 28 exons.